Corylus avellana is the source of this 4657-nucleotide messenger RNA. The record is from RefSeq and is a predicted model, not a curated record. Lineage: Eukaryota; Viridiplantae; Streptophyta; Magnoliopsida; Fagales; Betulaceae.
CAGUGAUUGUAGUAUUUUCCUGUGUUUUUGGCCAAAGGGAAUGAAAAUACAACUCCAUUCCAUUUGCUUUCCUUUCUCUGUUUGUGGGAUUCUCUGCCCUUCUCCAAAGCAACAGUAAACGAGGUUACAUCGUCGGAUCAAAAUCAGGAACAGGUAAAUGCCGCCAAAGUCGCUGCAUUUCUUGCCCGGUUUCCGGUGUCAGACUCAAAUCUGAAGGAGGAGGAGGAGGGGGAGGAGAAGAAAGAAGAGAAAUGCAAGAGACUCUGUUGAGUCUAUCUGAAGAAGCUGUUCACCCAGUUGACAACGACGGCUAUUAUAAGAAGAAAAAGUCUGAAGCAGGGGAAGAAGAAGAGGAAGGGGUGCUGUUGGUGGUCACUUCGCCGCGCGUGGUAGUGGGUCGUACGCGAUCCCCAGCUGGGUCGCGGCGCGUGACGCCUACCGCGGCUGCCGACACGAACAGCGCAGUGGAAAAGGUCCUCCAAAACGGAGACCUGUAUUCAGGAGCGUUCUUGGGGAACGUGCCGCAAGGGAGCGGCAAGUAUCUGUGGUCCGACGGGUGUAUGUACGAAGGGGAGUGGAAGAAGGGGAAGGCAAGUGGUAAAGGCAAGUUUUCGUGGCCCUCGGGAGCAACCUACGAAGGGGAAUUCAAGUCGGGCCGAAUGGAGGGCCACGGCACCUUCAUUGGCAUCGAUGGCGACACCUACAGGGGCUACUGGGUCGCCGAUCGAAAGCACGGCUUGGGAGAGAAGCGCUACGCCAACGGGGAUGUCUACGAAGGCUCCUGGAAAUGCAAUUUGCAGGAUGGAGAGGGGAGGUAUGUGUGGAGCAAUGGGAAUGAGUAUGUGGGUGAGUGGAAGAACGGUGUCAUUUCCGGUAAAGGGGUUUUGGUUUGGGCCAACGGGAACACGUAUCAAGGCUAUUGGGAGAAUGGGGUACCCAAGGGCAGAGGAGUCUUCACUUGGGCCGAUGGGAGUAGCAAUGCCGGGAAUUGGAGUAAGGAUUUCCAUUUUCAGGUGGGUGCUGUCAGGAAGAGGUCGUCGGCGGACGUGGAAAAUGUGGAUUUCGAUGUUGCCAGGAACGUGAAUUUUCCCCGGAUUUGUAUAUGGGAGCUGGAUGGAGAGGCUGGGGAUAUUACUUGUGAUAUAGUGGAUAACGCGGAGGCUUCUAUGUUCUAUAAGGACGGCAAGGAGUGUAGCUAUGCAGGUUAUGUGGCGCAGACACCGAGGAGUCCGGCUUUGUCGGCCAAUGGGGAGAUCGAGAUCAAGAAGCCGGGGCAGAUGAUAUCCAAGGGGCAUAAGAACUACGAUUUGAUGCUUAAUGUCCAACUGGGCAUCAGGUGCUUGUUUUUGUUUUUGUUGUCUUUUUCGGUUCUUUUGAAUAAUGUUUUGUUUAUUUGCUUGAUUUUCGCUUGCAGAUAUUCUGUGGGAAGGCAUGCUUCAAUACUGAGGGAGCUUAGGCCAGGGGAUUUCGAUCCCAAUGAAAAGUUUUGGACGAGGUUUCCACCGGAAGGGUCCAAGUGCACGCCCCCACAUCAAUCGAUGGACUUCAGAUGGAAGGAUUAUUGCCCAAUGGUGUUCAGACAUCUGAGGGAUUUAUUUGCAAUAGAUCCGGCGGAUUACAUGCUUGCUAUUUGUGGAAAUAACGCGCUUCGGGAGUUGUCUUCUCCCGGAAAGAGUGGAAGUUUAUUCUACCUCACUCAAGAUGACCGUUUUAUGAUAAAGACUGUCAAGAAAUCUGAAGUCAAGAAAUACAACUCCAUUCCAUUUGCUUUCCUUUCUCUGUUUGUGGGAUUCUCUGCCCUUCUCCAAAGCAACAGUAAACGAGGUUACAUCGUCGGAUCAAAAUCAGGAACAGGUAAAUGCCGCCAAAGUCGCUGCAUUUCUUGCCCGGUUUCCGGUGUCAGACUCAAAUCUGAAGGAGGAGGAGGAGGGGGAGGAGAAGAAAGAAGAGAAAUGCAAGAGACUCUGUUGAGUCUAUCUGAAGAAGCUGUUCACCCAGUUGACAACGACGGCUAUUAUAAGAAGAAAAAGUCUGAAGCAGGGGAAGAAGAAGAGGAAGGGGUGCUGUUGGUGGUCACUUCGCCGCGCGUGGUAGUGGGUCGUACGCGAUCCCCAGCUGGGUCGCGGCGCGUGACGCCUACCGCGGCUGCCGACACGAACAGCGCAGUGGAAAAGGUCCUCCAAAACGGAGACCUGUAUUCAGGAGCGUUCUUGGGGAACGUGCCGCAAGGGAGCGGCAAGUAUCUGUGGUCCGACGGGUGUAUGUACGAAGGGGAGUGGAAGAAGGGGAAGGCAAGUGGUAAAGGCAAGUUUUCGUGGCCCUCGGGAGCAACCUACGAAGGGGAAUUCAAGUCGGGCCGAAUGGAGGGCCACGGCACCUUCAUUGGCAUCGAUGGCGACACCUACAGGGGCUACUGGGUCGCCGAUCGAAAGCACGGCUUGGGAGAGAAGCGCUACGCCAACGGGGAUGUCUACGAAGGCUCCUGGAAAUGCAAUUUGCAGGAUGGAGAGGGGAGGUAUGUGUGGAGCAAUGGGAAUGAGUAUGUGGGUGAGUGGAAGAACGGUGUCAUUUCCGGUAAAGGGGUUUUGGUUUGGGCCAACGGGAACACGUAUCAAGGCUAUUGGGAGAAUGGGGUACCCAAGGGCAGAGGAGUCUUCACUUGGGCCGAUGGGAGUAGCAAUGCCGGGAAUUGGAGUAAGGAUUUCCAUUUUCAGGUGGGUGCUGUCAGGAAGAGGUCGUCGGCGGACGUGGAAAAUGUGGAUUUCGAUGUUGCCAGGAACGUGAAUUUUCCCCGGAUUUGUAUAUGGGAGCUGGAUGGAGAGGCUGGGGAUAUUACUUGUGAUAUAGUGGAUAACGCGGAGGCUUCUAUGUUCUAUAAGGACGGCAAGGAGUGUAGCUAUGCAGGUUAUGUGGCGCAGACACCGAGGAGUCCGGCUUUGUCGGCCAAUGGGGAGAUCGAGAUCAAGAAGCCGGGGCAGAUGAUAUCCAAGGGGCAUAAGAACUACGAUUUGAUGCUUAAUGUCCAACUGGGCAUCAGAUAUUCUGUGGGAAGGCAUGCUUCAAUACUGAGGGAGCUUAGGCCAGGGGAUUUCGAUCCCAAUGAAAAGUUUUGGACGAGGUUUCCACCGGAAGGGUCCAAGUGCACGCCCCCACAUCAAUCGAUGGACUUCAGAUGGAAGGAUUAUUGCCCAAUGGUGUUCAGACAUCUGAGGGAUUUAUUUGCAAUAGAUCCGGCGGAUUACAUGCUUGCUAUUUGUGGAAAUAACGCGCUUCGGGAGUUGUCUUCUCCCGGAAAGAGUGGAAGUUUAUUCUACCUCACUCAAGAUGACCGUUUUAUGAUAAAGACUGUCAAGAAAUCUGAAGUCAAGGUGCUUAUUAGGAUGCUUCCAAGUUACUACCAACAUGUUUGUCAGUACAAGAACUCUUUGGUAACAAAAUUUUUUGGCGUUCAUUGUGUAAAACCAGUGGGAGGUCAAAAGACACGUUUUAUCGUGAUGGGCAAUCUAUUUUGUUCGGAGUACCGUAUCCACAAACGGUUUGACCUCAAAGGUUCUUCUUAUGGCCGCACAACUGAUAAGCCCGAGGAGGAAAUAGACGAGACAACAACACUCAAGGACCUUGAUUUGAAUUAUGUGUUUCACUUGGAAGGUUCAUGGUUUCAAGAACUUAUCUGGCAAAUUGAUAGAGACUGUGAAUUCUUGGAAGGGGAAAGAAUCAUGGAUUACAGUCUUUUAAUUGGUGUUCACUUCUGUGGUGAAUACUCAGGUGGUGAGAUGAAGAUGUCACCAUUGGAUAUGUUUUCUGGCAGAAAUGAUAUGCAUCACAAUGAGACAUUCAUUCGAGGAUGUCAUUUGAAUAAAGUAGAGAUGCAGGAUAAGGAUUGGAUUGUAGUAGGCCGGGGACCACUAAUCCGGCUAGGGGCAAACAUGCCUGCAAGAGCAGAGCGGGUGUCAAGGGUUGGAUUGGAUCAGCUUUCAGGGAGUGGAAGUAGCAAUUCAACCCCAUCACAAUGUGGUGGGGAGAUCUUUGACGUGAUUCUCUUCUUUGGUAUCAUUGACAUUCUCCAAGAUUAUGAUAUUAGCAAAAAGCUAGAACAUGCCUACAAGUCUUUCCAAGUGGAUCCCACCUCCAUUUCAGCUGUGGAUCCAAAACUAUACUCAAAAAGAUUCCGAGACUUCAUACACAGAAUUUUUGUGGAGGGCAAGUGAAAUUUUGAAGAAAACCCCACCAAUCUUUUGCGUGGUUUAAUCAGGGUGAAAGCCGCCACACAGCCAGGACGCCAGGGCGUGUGAGUCUCCCAGGCUAUGAAUGCUGCAAAUAGGCGGUGAGGCUGAUCGGACGUUGGCCGGAAAAGCCCUGGUGAUGUUAAUGGAUAACUUUUUGAUAGGCGCUGAUAAAGAGAGACAAGGAGGGGGUGGUUGGUUGGCAUGAGGGUGUAUAUCUUAGAGAGAUACAGCAGGUGAUCACAAAGUUCUUUUUCUUUAUCUUUCUUUUGUUCAAUUGUUUUAUUUGUGGUGGGCAAUUCAGAUAUAUUGGUCUCUGGUAGCAGGGUAUGGAAAAAUAGAGAAAUGCUCCCAGAGGAAUGUGGAAUUGGUGGGGAUUAAAUAAAAAGUGUACAGUAAAAAAAAGAUGGGAGAUUGGAAUUGAACAACAUUUU